Morone saxatilis (striped sea-bass) is the source of this 3807-nucleotide messenger RNA. RefSeq names its product MAU2 sister chromatid cohesion factor (gene mau2). The coding region runs from base 151 to 1947 and encodes 598 amino acids. Gene Ontology annotation, biological process: maintenance of mitotic sister chromatid cohesion; mitotic sister chromatid cohesion. Gene Ontology annotation, molecular function: double-stranded DNA binding; protein binding. The transcript has 19 exons. Lineage: Eukaryota; Metazoa; Chordata; Actinopteri; Moronidae. The record is from RefSeq and is a predicted model, not a curated record. Gene Ontology annotation, cellular component: SMC loading complex; chromatin.
UGUUAUUCAUCUUGCUGGUUUAACCCUAGUAGCCAGAUUCAUGCAGAAAAUGUAAGCGAGAGUGGACCAGCUGAGGGCAAAUCAAUCGUCAAUCAAUCCAUCGUUCAUUUGGUAUUCUUUGGUUUCAGUUUAGUCUUCGGACGACUCGAGAUGGCAGCGAGCACUGAGGCCCCGGAGCCCUGGUACCUGGCCCUGCUGGGCUUUGCAGAACAUUUCCUUACGUCGGGUCCGCCGAAGAUCCGUCUGUGCGUCCACUGUUUGCAAGCAGUGUUCCAGUUCAAGCCGCCUCCCAGGGUCGAGGCCCGGACUCACCUCCAGCUGGGCUCGGUGCUGUACCGACACACAAAGAACAGCGAGCUGGCCCAGACUCACCUGGAGAAAGCGUGGUUCAUAUCACAACAAAUCUCUCAGUUUGAAGAUGUGAAGUUUGAAGCAGCAAGUAUCCUAUCAGAGUUCUACUGCCAGCAGAACUUGGUGGACUCGGCCAAACCAGUGUUGCGGAAAGCCAUACAGAUUUCUCAGCAAACUCCCUACUGGCACUGCAGACUGCUUUUUCAGCUGGCACAACUACAUGCACUAGAGAAGGACCUGGUAUCUGCCUGUGAUCUCCUGGGAGUUGGAGCAGAGUAUGCAAGAGUCAUGGGCUCAGAGUACACAAGAGCUCUGUUUUUACUAAGUAAAGGAAUGCUGCUGCUAAUGGAGCGCAAGCUGAGCGAGGUGCAUCCUCUGCUGACGCUGUGUGGGACCAUUGUAGAAAACUGGCAGGGAAACCCAAUUCAGAAGGAGUCCCUCAGGGUUUUUUUCCUGGUGCUGCAUGUUACACACUACCUGGAUGCUGGACAGGUGAAGAGUGUGAAGCCGUGUCUGAAGCAGCUUCAACAGUGUAUACAGACCAUCUCCACGCUCCACGAUGAUGAGAUUCUCCCCACUAAUCCAGCAGCUCUCUUCCACUGGCUGCCCAAAGAGCACAUGUGUGUGCUUGUGUACCUGGUGACGGUGAUGCACUCCAUGCAGGCGGGCUACUUGGAGAAGGCCCAGAAAUACACAGACAAAGCUCUGAUGCAGUUGGAGAAGCUGAAGAUGCUGGACAACAGUCCUAUCCUGUCCACGUUUCAAGUCAUCCUGCUGGAACAUAUCAUCAUGUGCCGGCUGGUCACUGGACACAAGGCCACAGCUUUACAAGAGAUUUCUCAGGUUUGCCAGCUUUGCCAGCAGUCUCCCAGGCUGUUUACAAAUCACGCUGCCCAGCUUCACACACUACUGGGUCUCUACUGUAUCUCUGUGAACUGCAUGGAUAAUGCUGAGGUUCAGUUCACUGCUGCUCUACAGAUGACAACACACCAGGAGUUGUGGACUUUUAUUGUGACUAACCUGGCCAGCGUCUACAUCCGGGAAGGAAACCGACAUCAAGAGCUGUACAGCCUUCUAGAGAGGAUUAAUCCUGAUCACAACUUUCCCGUCAGCUCUCAUUGUCUACGAGCCGCAGCGUUUUACAUCAGAGGGCUCCUGUCUUUCUUCCAGGGACGUUACAACGAGGCUAAAAGAUUUCUAAGGGAGACCCUGAAGAUGUCUAAUGCUGAAGAUCUAAACAGGCUGACUGCCUGCUCACUAGUCCUACUGGGCCACAUCUUCUUUGUCCUGGGCAACCACAGGGAAAGUAACAAUAUGGUGGUUCCUGCCAUGCAGCUGGCCAGCAAGAUCCCUGACAUGUCUGUGCAGCUCUGGUCUUCUGCCCUUCUCAAAGAUCUGAACAAGGCUUGUGGAAACACCAUGGACGCCCACGAGGCAGCUCAGAUGCACCAGAACUUUUCCCAGCAGCUCCUGCAGGACCACAUCGCAGCCUGCAGCCUCCCCGAACACAACCUCAUCAGUUGGACGGACAGCCUCCCCCCUGUGCAGCUGCAGCCUCAGAAUGGACCUACUACCAGCCUGGCCAGCCUGCUCUGAGAACAAUAUCUCACCAUGACAGAGGAAAGGAGACACAGGAGAGCAAUUGCAGGGAAAAUGACAUAAAAAAAAGGAGAAGCAGUUGAUAAAAGGGUAAGAGGAAGAGGAGACAGGACAAUGAAAUUAGCAACUGCACUGUGUCAAUUGGCAGGCUUCCAUUCAGUGCAUUCCCGCACUCAUUUGGGGCACUGGGGCAUCAUGACUGGAUUUUAAGUAAUUGAAGUUUUCUGGAAAGCAUAAGGUGUCAGGGGCACAUUUUGUAUUACACUGACACACUUUGGAGUGGUUUUAAUAGUUUGUUCUAACCAGCUAACAGACAACGUAAAGGAAACAAACUUAAAUAUGCUUAUUUGUUUCUUCCCAAUUGUGUAAUUUUUUCCAUUAAGGGGGCUCUGUUGAGUUUUCUUGUAAACAAACAGAAGUUAUGUUUACAUCUGUUAUUACUCAACAAAUCGCAUCCUAACUUGUAUCUUCUUUCAGGUUAAACACAGAUGAUUUUUGCAGUCUCCUUCUUCCUUUGCUGGUGCAUUGCAGCAUAUCUUGGUGUGUUACCACUACCUGUUGAUCAGUGGACUCCCAAUAGAACUAUGUAUUGAGUUGCCUUUGUGAGUAUAUGAGAUAAACAACUCCAUAGCACUCAAAAGGUGAAGAAAUCCACAGGGAACCUUUAAUUUCAACUGAUUUUCCCACUGAUUUAGCUCAUCUCUUCAUUCUUUCUUGCAAGACCAUUAUCAAGGGCUUUUAUUUUGGAUGAAGUAAAGUACAAAUGUUCAUAAAACUUGUAGUUUUUAAUAUUAAAUUAGCAUUAAAUUUGAACCACCUAUUGGCCAAACAGACAGUCAAAGAUGACUCAGUCUAUUGUUGUGCAUGAACUCAAUAACUUUCUUUUCAAAGCACUGAUUGUUCUAGCUGUGAUUCACAGUAUAAGUUAGUUAAAUACAUUUGGAUAUACAGUAUACUAUAUAACUGUAAUGAUCUUAAUGUAGUGUAGUGGUAUGUUUGAUAUGUACUUGGAGGUUGGGUGGACAGCUGCAUAUGUAGUUUAUUCACUGAAGAACCUUCACAAAAAAGAUUACAUUUUAAAUGAUAUUAGAUUUUUUAGACCCUGGAACCAGCUUGCUUGACAUCCAGUAGUAUUUAUUAAUGUUUUGAGGGUACGAAAAGUGUACUUCACACAUGUUUUCAACUGUGACGCAUCAAAAAAAUGUUUGGAUAAUUUUUGGACACUGCAAUUCAGUUGACUUGCUGCCUGACUGUACUUCCCUUUAAAUUUCUACUACUUCACUCUCACUGUGGUGUGUGUUUAUAUGCUGUGCAUUGGAGUCAAGAAAUCAGUAAUAAUAAGAUAAUAAUAUUGACUAUUACCUGUUUGCACAUAUUUUGUUUCAUGAUGAAACAUUUUUAUCUUUUCCAUGUAAGCAAUUAUUGGUUUUUUUUAUCACUCCCAUUUUUUUUUCAUUUCCUGUUUUACUCCUUUCUUCCAGAUGAAUGCCAGUAUAAAUCUGUAUUUAAACAAUUUAUUUAUAACUUAUUUAUGUUGGUUUAUACUAGAUGCAUUUGUUUGCUAGUAUUGUCGAUUACCAUUUGAUAUAUUAUCAAAUAACUGGUAGGACUUUUAAUUUAGUUACACUAAUGUAGGAAAGGUACUACUACAUGUAGUGAUGCAGAUUUCUGUAUUUAUAAUGUUAUUUCAAAAUAAACUACUGAGUUUAGUCAUUUGCAAACUAAUUACCAAAUGAAAGACUACACUAUGGAUGCCAUUUAUUGUAUUUUACACUAUGUUUGAUUUGUGUUUUCUCCAUUGUCAUUUUAACUGUUCUUAACUUCAACACAUCUGACUUUUUAUAAAUAAAAAAUCCA